Molecule: messenger RNA, 1011 nt
Organism: Eriocheir sinensis (Chinese mitten crab)
Lineage: Eukaryota; Metazoa; Arthropoda; Malacostraca; Decapoda; Varunidae
Product: meiotic nuclear division protein 1 homolog
Exons: 6
Coding region: 163-777 (204 amino acids)
Biological process (GO): reciprocal meiotic recombination
Cellular component (GO): nucleus
Molecular function (GO): double-stranded DNA binding
Source: RefSeq, a predicted model, not a curated record
CGCCAUUCCCGGUGUGACCACUGGAAGCAGACGUACGGCAAGACGCUCCUCACUGUGGCGCCAUUUAUUCAUCACUAAAAGGCCCUUCCCGGUUACUAUGGCACCAGAAAAACUUAAUUAAGGCAUUUAAGUUGAGUUACAUCUCCGGAAAAAAGAGAAAAGAUGUCGCGCCGGAAAGGUCUGAGCCAUGAGGAGAAGAGGCAGAAGAUGAUGGAGCUGUUCUACGAGAGGAAAGACUUUUUCCAACUAAGGGAGUUGGAGAAGCUGGGCCCCAAGGAGAAGGGUGUCAUAUCCCAGGCCGUGAAGGAUGUGGUGCAGUCCCUUGUAGAUGAUGGCAUGGUGGACACAGAGAAGAUAGGAACCUCCGUCUACUUCUGGGCAUUCCCGAGCAAAGCGACGAACAUACGGAAACGCAAGCUGGACGACCUGACUUCCCGGAUCAGUGACAUGGACAAGAGGCUCAAGACUUCCCAGAGCAAAGUGGAGCAAGCAAAGGUGGGGCGGGAGGAGGGUGAGGAGCGCAGCGAGACCCUGAGGCGUCUGAAGGAGCUGGAGGAGAAGAAGGAAAGCCUGGGCAAGGAGAUCCAGAAGUACAGGGACAGCGACCCGGAGGUGCUCGCCACCAUGAAGGAGAGCACCAAGGUGGCCCAGGCUGCUGUGAACCGCUGGACGGACAACAUUUUCUCCAUCAAGAGUUGGUGCAAGAACAAGUUUUUCAUCGAGGAGGAAGUCCUGAACAAACAGUUUGACAUCCCCGAGGACCUGGACUACAUCUAGGUACUGUUGUGUGUGAUGGUGCUGCCGCUGUGCCUUGGUGCUGUGUGCUGUGAUGUGUCUUGUCUUUGACACAGCAAUACAGAUACCCUUACUUUGGGGGCAUGAGGUUUUGUAAUGGAUAAGGAGUAGCUAUUUUGCACCUUAUGUGUUACUUGACUCACCACAUGAAUUCUUAUAGUUUUUUUCGAAUCUUCCAACAGUACAAAUAAAUUCCAUUGUUGUGCCUUGGUUUUC